AUGGAUAUGAAGGUUUUGAAAUGGCAAUUUCUUCACGGCUCAUUAGUGAAAGGUUUGAUUCUGAAAGGGUUCUUGUUUGUUACUGUUAUGAUUGUUGUGUCAUUUGUUCAAAUGACACAUAUGAUUCAGAAAUCUGAACCUAUAAUGUUGAAUUUUGGUGUAUGCCCUUUGAACUUUGGGUCUAACCAGUAUAUGAAUGUGACCGGGUUCUUUAAACCCGUUUAUGGAUUGGGGAUUCCACUGUUUGGGGCGUCUUUGAUGAAGCGCGACGAUGAAAAAUUGACCAAGAAUGUGUUUAAGGAGCUAAUGGAAAAGAAUUUCUUGGAUUUGAAUGCUAAUGCAUUGUGUGUUGGGAAGAAAUCGUUGUAUGCAGCUUUGGUGCUGCGAGAACUGGGACUCUUGAGUGCUGUUGGUGUUGAUGCACACCCGUAUUUCUCUCUUGUAUGGAGAAGAUUUAUGUAUGAGCUUGAUCAUGAGAAUAAUUCUUUCGAUUUUGUGUUCUCGAGGGAUCUUGAUAAGGUUACUGUUCCAGCUCUUAUGGUGCUUGAGAUUGAGCGUGUCUUACGUCCAGGGGGCACUGGUGUUAUGCUCGUGGGUUCUAGUAGUUUCUACGCGGGUAACUUGAUAAAAGGCAACUUGAUAAGGUCUGCCACCCCAGUUUCGUUGUUCUUGAAGAGUUCUGAUGUUGUGCACGUAUGUGGGGUUGGCACGUAUACUCUAGUGAUGUUCAAGAAACGAUCAGAGAUUGUUGAAUCUCUCGUGCAUUCUGUGCUGCCUGCUAAUUGUCCUUCCAAUGUGAACAACAAGCCGUACUUGAAGCACCUUGAGCCACUCGUGGAAAAGAAGCUUGGACAGUUUGAGACACAAAUCUCAUACUUGCCCAAGUUCAUGAACAUCUCAUCAAGGAACAAACUGGUGUAUAUCAACGUUGGUGCAGGGGAAUUUGUAGAAUCAACUCUUGCAAGAACAUUCAAGCCUCAUUAUCCGAUCCCUCACCACUUGUUCAAUGUUUUCGUCAUUGAUCAUAACAUCUCCGCCCUGUCUUUAUAUGUGAAGAAUCCUGGUAUUAACUUUGUGUAUCAUCCAGGACUUGCUGUCGCCAGAGAGGCUACUUUGCCAUUUGUUGACACUGACGAAUAUUUGGGUGCACCGCUAGAUCAUGAAGGAUUCGACUUCAUUCGUUGGUUUAGUGAAACAGUUGAAGACGGAGACUAUGUCGUCCUCAUGAUGAAUGCUAGAGCAGCAGAGCUAAAUAUUCUAGCAGAACUAUUCAAAACUGGAUCAAUAUGCCAUGUUGAUGAGCUGUUCCUUCGCUGCUCGGCUGUAGACUGCAAAAAUGCUCUUUGUGGGGACUGCAUGAGCCUUUUCAAAACUCUAAGGAGAAGUGGUGUGUUUGCUCAUCAAUGGUGGGGAGACUAG
Molecule: messenger RNA, 1419 nt
Organism: Solanum verrucosum
Lineage: Eukaryota; Viridiplantae; Streptophyta; Magnoliopsida; Solanales; Solanaceae
Exons: 1
Coding region: 1-1419 (472 amino acids)
Molecular function (GO): S-adenosylmethionine-dependent methyltransferase activity
Source: RefSeq, a predicted model, not a curated record